AUGACGAUCCAAGGAUCAUCUCCAGGCCGUCGCCCUCAACUACAUGUGAUUGCCACGUAUCCCCGCGACGAAACCACCGCGUCCAAGAGACCAGCUCUCCCUCUGGCAGCGCUCAGCAUCGGAAUCCUUCCCAAGUCUUUGUACACCACCGUCAUCUUAUCCACCAGCCGGCCCAGGAAAUACUUGAGCAUGUCUUCUCUUAAAGGCCCGACCCCCCAGCAGCACGACGGCUCCGGCCUCCGCAUCGGCAUCGUCCACGCCCGCUGGAACGACUCCGUGAUUGCUCCCCUCGUCGCUGGAGCCAAGGAAAAGCUGCUCGCCUGUGGUGUCAAGGAGUCCAAUAUCGUGGUCCAGUCGUGUCCGGGAUCCUUUGAGCUUCCCUUUGCUGUUCAGCGGCUCUUCUCUGCCUCCCAGAUCCAAUCCACCUCGGCUGGCGCCCCUUCGGCAACAGAUCUGCUCGCCUCUUCAACAACAGACCUGACGUCUCUCUCCAGCGGUGCCGCGUCGGGUGCUUUUGACGCCAUCAUCGCUGUCGGCGUCCUUAUCAAAGGUGAAACUAUGCAUUUUGAGUACAUUGCCGACGCUGUGUCCCACGGCCUUAUGCGUGUACAGCUAGACACAGGUAUUCCUGUCAUUUUUGGCGUCUUGACCGUGCUAAGCGAUGAGCAAGCUCAGGCCCGCGCCGGUAUCAAUGGAAAGGGUCAUAACCAUGGCGAGGAUUGGGGCUUGGCUGCUGUCGAGAUGGGCGUUAAGAGAAGGGAGUGGACCCAAGGCAAGAUCGAAGGGUGA
Messenger RNA from Metarhizium album ARSEF 1941, 789 nucleotides. Its product is annotated as 6,7-dimethyl-8-ribityllumazine synthase. Bases 1 to 789 code for a protein of 262 amino acids. The transcript has 3 exons. The record is from RefSeq and is a predicted model, not a curated record. Gene Ontology annotation, cellular component: mitochondrial intermembrane space; riboflavin synthase complex; intracellular anatomical structure. Gene Ontology annotation, molecular function: 6,7-dimethyl-8-ribityllumazine synthase activity. Gene Ontology annotation, biological process: riboflavin biosynthetic process. NCBI's taxonomy places the organism in Eukaryota, Fungi, Ascomycota, Sordariomycetes, Hypocreales, Clavicipitaceae.